AUGUCACAGCCCAUUACUCCCGGCGGCAUCACCGCCCCCAUGGAACUUGGUGUUCCUCCGGCAGCAAUAAUCGCUUUGUCGGCAUCUGAACAUGUUGGAGAGCCAGACUUACGUCUAACAUAUCAUCGGGACGGUAACUAUGAUGGACUAUUCGGGGCGCGGCGGAUGAAAGCAAUCGAGGCUAACCAGAAAAACCAGGAACAAGACCUCGCGAGUCGGUCCGAAGCUGUCAGGAUUCAUGGGCGGGCCAUGAGAUCAUCGACGUGGGGGCGGAUUUGGAGGUGGGCUGGGGCAGGCUGGAGGUCGCUUCACCAUCGGGUUAUGAGACCUGUGUCAGGAUGUGGCCGAUCUUACAGGACUGCCAGCCGGCCAGUUGCUAACUCGCUACGAAAGCGGUGCCUGUACGACAAAGCCCUUACACACAAACUUAUGCGUUUCCUCGACAAUGAGUUCUGCUCUGAAAUCCCCAUUGUGCAUGGCAAAACAACAGUGUUGCAGCUGAUGGAUGUUUCUUCUGGGAUACAUUCUACCAUUCCGACAACUUUUCGACAGCGGUUUUCCUUUCCAAUUGAGAGUGAGCAAUAUGUUGAAAAUCAGCCCUGUAAUGGCAAUGGAAUCACUCCAAGCACUGCCUUAUCCAACUGUCCAGUACCAGCACCCUAUGACGAUCAUGCAUCCAACGUUACAGAUUCAAUGGAAGAUGCAAGGCAUGUUGAUGAUGAUUUGUUUUUGAACAAUUCACCUCACUCACUGCCAAUGGUGACUCCACAAACUGGGCAGGCUAUUGAGACUGCCCUAUAUCUAAAGCGCUUUGUGAGGAAAACAUCGACAUUGGUGUAUGGAUGGUUCGAGAUGACUGGUCUGCAACCAAUUACUGCUCCACCUAGCUUCUCAUCUUUCGAAGUCGUGCAACCAAGUGAUCUCUUUAUCCAUCGCACAGACCAGACAAUAUCGUGCUGGGUGCGUGAAAAUUCUGCCAGCGGUGGGGUAUGGAGUGCCAUUUCAGUGGGUGACAAAGGAUCCUUCAAUGAGGAUUUCGCAUGCAGAGUUUUAGCAUUACAGCCCGAUGGGAAUCCCACGUGGGUCCUUCCGAAGUCUAUGGCAAGAUACAAGCGAUUGGCCAACAAGGGUUCAACUGCAUGA
Messenger RNA from Suillus clintonianus, 1143 nucleotides. RefSeq lists its product as uncharacterized. The transcript is spliced from 7 exons. NCBI's taxonomy places the organism in Eukaryota, Fungi, Basidiomycota, Agaricomycetes, Boletales, Suillaceae. The coding region runs from base 1 to 1143 and encodes 380 amino acids. The record is from RefSeq and is a predicted model, not a curated record.